AUGCAGGGUCCGUUCAGUUCUUUGCUCUUUGAUGAGUCGAAUUUUGAAAAAUUAUCUGAUCAGAAGAAACCUUUCUUCAUCUUUGAUUGGUUACUACAUCUUGACAACAGGCUACCUCAUGAAGCUAAGAAGGAUAUUCAAGAAAUCCAGGAAGAUCUAGUUCAGCAACUUUUAUCACAAUUGAGCUGCUCAUCUAGUCCCCCGACUCAUCGUUUAAUCGGCCGUUGCUUGGCUAAGUUAUUCAUCGCUGGUGACACCCUGUUGCUUUAUACUGCAGUGAACACAUGCAAUGGUAUGCUCAGAUCCCGUGACGAUGGUGCUUCGUCGACAACCACUCGUUUGGCUGCACUUUUGUGUCUCAGCACAAUUUACAAGUCCAUGGGCCGCAUGAUCGGUCGGUCUUUCGAGGACAGCGUUUCAUUGAUGGUUAAGCUAAUAAAACAGUCUGAGUCCCAAGUCAGGUGCGAAACUAUGCUUACGCUGUGCUCUCUUUUGGAAGCUGUCGGCUCUGCCGCAUCAGUUUGCAAUAAAGACAUUUACAAGGCCGCAAAGUCCUGCAUGACCGAUCGCGUUUUAUCCGUACGUGCCGCCGCCUGCAAGUGUCUUUAUGAAUUGUGUGGACACUACGCUCCCCUCUACAAUCACGAAAUGGAAAGUGUGCUGAGUUUGUGCUUUCGUUGCAUGGAUGGGUCCAACUAUGCAGUACGAAUGGAGGCAGCGAGACUUAUCGGGCGAAUCUUGGCGAAAUCGCAACAGCAACAACAACAAGCUCCCACUUCUACAGCACCUUCAUCACCGGCACGUGUCACUCAGAGCUCCGGUACUAUAUCUUCUUCACGAUCGAAAGCAAUCAUGCCCAAAGACGCCUUUUUGGCUCUGGCUCCUGGUUUUCUCAAAGGUCCAGGCGGAUUUCUCAAAGGUUCCACUGCUACCGAUAUGCUAAAAGGUACGAACUCGGUCAAUCGUGAAGUGCGCAUCGGUGUGACCUAUGCCUAUGUUGAAUUCGUCUCAAUGAUGGGUUCUCAUUGGCUCGAGUCUAAUCUGGACACUGUCAUUUCCCACUGUGUACACCUACUGAUCAAUCCCCGCGCCAUUCCUACUCAAGCCGAGGCAAUAUUCGCACGUCAUUGUGUGGGUUACAUCUUGACCACUUUGUUCCAUCGUCUGCUGUCGGAACCGGCUGUACUGGCGGCUGCCCGUGAAUUGGUUGUGCUUCUCCGAAGGCAGCUUCACGCUGCUCGGGGUGCCGAAUGUGUAGAGGAAACGAAUGUAGAGCUAGACACCACUGACGCUCCUACAGACUCUGGCAAAAAGGUUGUCGAGCCGACUGCGCUGGAGCUCGAGGACCCUAAUUGUGCCGCCCCUUCCAUUUCCCCGAAAACUAGCGAUGCUGACUCGAACGUCCUCACCAAACGCGGUUUUGGACGCGCGAGCACUCGCACUCAACGCCAACGCCAACAACAGCAUAUAAUUGUUUGUAUCUUAGAUCAAUUGACCGAGGUGAUACGCCAGUUGGACUCUGCUUGUGCCCCCUUAUUGGACCAACCCGUUGGGCUAAUCGAUCUGUUGUGCACCGCUCUCAUCCAUCCAAUCGCAUCCGUGCGCUUCGCUGCCGCGAAGUGUCUUCGCCAGUUGGUCGUUGUUUUGCCUCAUCAGCGGGUCCCCACGCUGGACGGAUGCAUCAGUUCCCUUAGACAAGCUCAACGAUCGAAUGGUGAUUCUAUUCUUGGAUAUGGUGGUGCCAUCGGGGCCAUUCUAUCCGGCGCCACUGUUGAUGUACUGGGUGUCCCAUCGGAUCGUGCAAGCCAGAUAUUCUCUCUAGCCGAGGAACUUCUUCGCGAGGCCAAUCAGAAUAGUCGUCUGACAUUGUCCAGGACACAAGCUGGUUGGACGAUGCUCGCCUCCUACUUAUCUUUGGGUCCGGAUCAAGUGAGGCCGCGCUUACCGCAACUGUUGCUGUUUUGGCGCAAUGCAUUUCCACGUAGCGUCCAGGAGUUGGAAGCCGAAAAGCAGCGUGGUGAUGCAUUCACAUGGCAAGUUGUAUUGGAAGCCAGAGCUGGAGCCUUGUGUUCAAUUCAAGUCUUUUUGGAAUAUUGUUCCCCAUUGUUACACACAGAGGAUGUGAUAAAUCGUUUACUAGCGCCGAUCGAGAGUGCGCUGAACAUGAUUCCCCACUUGUUGGAUCUAGUGCGCCUUUACGGUAACCAUUUGAAGGCCAUCGCGACCAUGGUUCGACACCGGUUGUAUCGCAUCUUAUUGCUACUUCCUCAUGCAGCCUACUCAAGUUCCUAUAGCACAUUGUUACGCGAAUUGGUCGCAGAGCUCACAUUGACGGAUAGCGUGUCAAACACUACGACCUCUCUUUUGCGCUCUCUGUGUCGGUCUGAUGACAACGUUCCUCUCGGUUUCUGGACCCAGGAUACAGACCAGAAGACUUUGGAAGAACAGGUGCAGCCGAAUAUUGCAGUUUCUCCAGCUGCGCUUGAACACGAUCCGGCUUACCUGUUUCUCCGCGAUGGGUUGACUGGUAUUACAGUUGUCGCACCGUGCCCUUCAAAUGGUUUCAUGCUCGAUCAAGGUUUAGAGCAUUCACCACAUGGUCCAUCGUCUGUCUCGUUUUACCAUUCUGUCGAUUUGUCGGCCGCAUCCUCGUUGCCGCCCGUCGGUUUGUCUACCUGUUCCACUUGGCCAACUUAUGAAGACGGCAACCGUUAUUCACCCUCGGCCGUCCUACAGACUGGGGGAUUACCACCUCCCGUGAGUGUGGCUGUUAUCGAUUCUGCCGUGGAAUUGUUCGGUCGCGUAUAUCCUUACGUCCCCAUGCGUCACCGAGUGCAGAUGAUGGACCACUUUGCCGAGUGCAUCCGAUUGGCGAAAUCCGCCAGACAAGAGGCGAUACAAAUCAAUGUAUUCGCCGCUUUGCUGAAUGCAAUGAGACGGUUAACUGAAACCAAAGCCGCUUUCGGGGAAGCCACCGAGCUGCGUGACUCGUUAAUUAACCUUAAUAUGGUCGCGCUCGCUAGUCCGUGUAUUCUCCUUCGCUGUGCCGCUGGUGAGUGCAUGGGUCGCCUAGCUCAGUUGGUUGCGGAUCCUAGUUUUCUUUCUGAGUUGGCACAAAACCUUUUCGAACGCCUUCGAUCCAUACGAAAUCCGAUCUCUCGUGCCGGUCAUUGCCUAGCCAUUGGAUGCUUACAUCGGUACGUUGGUGGACUCGCCUCUGGUCAACAUGUGAACACGAGUGUUGGCAUUUUAUUGGCUAUUGCGCAAGACUCCAGUGUUCCAGAAGUUCAGGUAUGGGCCCUGUACGCACUCGCGCUUGUUGCAGACUCCGGGGGCCCCAUGUUCCGCGAAUAUGUCAGUCCUAGUCUAGAUCUGGUGUUUCAGCUGCUUCUGCGUUCCGCCUCAACUGCAAUUGACAUACAACGCAGCCUGGGAAGAUUAUUGAGCACACUCAUUACCACAAUUGGACCAGAACUGCAUGGCUCCACUCCCUCAGUCACGAUCACCAGACGCUCCUGUCUCAUGUGCUGCUUGAUUAUGCAACAUUCCAACGAUCCGGUGCUGCAAGCUGAAUCCGUAUCCUGUAUGCAGCGAUUACACAUGUUCGCUUCCCAACAGUUAGAAAUUCCCGUCGUCGGGCCUGAGCUUCAGGAUUAUAUAUCUAGCCCUCACCUUCUCUUGCGCCGUGCUGCUGCCUCCUACUUUCGCCAAUUAAGUCAGAAAGAGUCUGACGUUUUACUGACACUCGUUUCGCUGAAUCGAGGAAAACACCAUGCUGCAAGUUCCUACAAAGAGUCUAAGAAGCCCCCGAAAAGCUCACUGGCCCUGGAGCUGCUGCUUUUUCGUCGGCUGGAUGUGGAACCCGACGUCCAAACUCGUCGGGACAUUGAGGAAACCAUUGUCAGUUUGCUACAGCUCUCCGCUCAUUCGCGUCUAGGCCAGUGGUUGGCCACCUUGAAGGAAGUGCUGCAGGCUACUACGGCGGAGGAGUAUGCUUUUAAACCUGUACAUGCGCCACAACUGCACACUGCGAAUCGUCCCGAUCCAGUUUCCACCGGCGGUGCGAGCGUGGAGCAAAGCGCCUCAGAAGUCACUUCGCACACUGUUCCAAAUGGCUCACACGAUUUGUCAAAUGCAGAAGUAAUCGAAGACGGAGACGCGGGAAUAAAUGAUUCGUUAGGUGGUAACAACCGGGUUGCAUUAAAUGCGUCCACCACAACCACCAAAACAAAGUGGCCAACUCGAGUGUUUGCCGUGGGUUGCGUUCGCGUUCUUAUGGCCGUUUGUUCUCGCCUGUUCCGACUUGCGGCGACCGAUACUCAGUCAUCACUGGUUACCUCACCGAACGGUUCGACAAAUGGUACUGACUCCUUUUUCACCGACCCAUCUGCUGUUGCACAUUUCGAUCUGGCUCUCGCCCGUUGCCUCCGUGCAUCACGUAAACCGAAUUUGGCCUCAUCGGACUGGCUGGUUCUACACUUAUCCGAUCUCAUCCGAAUCGCUUUCAUAUCAGCGACCUCAGACAGCAGUCACCUACGUAUCUCUGGACUAAAGUUGAUGCAAGAUGUGAUCCAUCGUUUCGCUCGUGUAGCCGAUCCAGAUUGUUCAGGCACUGCAAGUGACUGCACUCUUGCACUACAUCCUCAACUCACUUCGGUUGCCUGCCUAGUAUGCAGCACUUGGAUUGGCUCUGGUGUUGCCCGGGAUGCACAGAAUUUGCGACGCGUGCAUGAACUACUGCGUCUGGCGUUCGAUAAUCUACGGCUGAGUGAAGUGGAUUUCUCCACCUGUUCACGUCGUGCGAAACAGCCACAGGAGUCGAAAUCCUCCUAUCAACUCUAUUGUUCCGACGCAAUGACCAUGGAGAAACUGGCCGUUCUUCGGGCCUGGGCUGAUGUAUACACUAGUGCAAUACGCUUCUCUUACUCCCGAAAUGUGGCAAAGCUGCCAGAUGUUGAUAAGGAGGACGCAGACGCCAGUGCGGAACGAUGCGCCGAUGAUCAAGAAGAUCAGUUUUCCGCUGGCGAACCUGGGGAGUCUGAUGACGAUCUUGACACUGUAUCUGCUUCUGAAUCGCACAUUUGCGACAGCAGCUGGCCGCGCCGCACCUACCUGCUUCUAUCGCAUUUGGUGCGCCCCUUGCUCCCCACGUUAUCAAAAGCUUGGAUUGCCAUUUUGCAGGACUACGCCAUGCUCAGUUUACCCGACGAGUUGUCUGCCGAACGUCCGGUCACCGGAGGCAUCUUCUACGGUCACGACUCGAUUGUCGACCGUGUGCGACCAUAUUACAUGCAGCAUUGGCCCGCGGUAUCGCUGGCUGCAUCUAUGUGGAUUCAAAAUGAGCUAAGUGAUCACAAUGCCUUGGACGAAGGGGAUUCGGACGCGCGCACAUUGAGACGUGACUUCAGUCUUAUUCUUGGCAUUUGUGUUAACACAAUAUGUGACGCUGGAGCGAAGCAGUCCUUCGGACUAGUCAACACUUGUCUAGAAGCGGUGUAUUGUCUUCUUCGUCACUCCGCCUGCCGAGCAGCGUUGAUGUGCCAGUACCCGAAAGUUCCCGUCGAACUACUUCAUAUCUUAUAUCGUGUGCUACUCACUGUGGACCACAUCGACACGCAUCUUUUAUGCUUGAGCAUCGUCAAACAAGUGUUGCAAGGCGCUGAAGAGCGUUUGGUAAAGCAACGCGAGAUAUGGCUGUCAGAAAAUUCAUCUACAUGCGACUCGAGGCUUCUUCUGACUUCAGACACUAGUUCCAAAACGGCGCUAACGAACACGUCAUCUAGUACCGCACAAACUACCAGUCUGGUGGAUGCCCAAAUGUUCGAACUGGCUGAAGGUGGUUCUCUUGCCUUUGAACUUAAACAACCAGUGGAAUCCCAACAUCCCGGAGAGAAAGGAUUGCAUCCGAGGUACUCCGUCGUGUUUGCUAGCUUGGAAAUUUUGGUAUGCGUCUUCGCCCGCUACUGUCCUGAAAUGUUGACUGAGUUGCGCAUGGUUGGACCUUCUGCAGCCUGCAACCACCUCUUGCCCGAAGCUCGAUGUGCCAAUGGUACGGAUGCACCCAAUGUACUGGCCGCUGCUUUGCGAUGCCUUCUAUCCCUCCCAGACCUGUGUGCUCCGCAUGUUUUGCUCAGCAGUCUGAGUUUGUCAAGCGCCACUGCAGAGACUGGAUCUGUCCCAGGAAGUUGCGACACAAGCUCCAAAUUUGCGGAUAAUUUGCUCGUUGUGUUGCUCGACUGCUUCGUCAGGAUUUCCCAGGUCGUGUUGCUUCAACCAUACGCACCUGCUUCUCCCCUACCAACUGACAACAUCAAGUCUGCUAUAUGUCGAAACACGGAACUUUCAGACUCCGUGAACAAGCAACAUUGCAUGGACUCCUAUGCUCUGUACUUGUGCGACAUUGAUGCUCACACCGAUGUCACGUCAACAGCUAAUUCCACUCAUUCUGCCUCUGCCGCUCGUCAGCGGAAACUAGAGCAACGAAGACGACGACUCCAUGUUGAUCGCUUGCUUUCUUGGACUUUCCAGCAGUCUAAAUUGGCUGCUGUAAUUGUUCGUUUGGCUGUUCAAUUGGCCAACCACCACUACCCUGUUUUGGCUAGCACACGAUCUCCAGUGCGUUCCACAUCCAGUUGGUCUGCAAACAGCGACAUGGUUAGUGACACAACCCCUGAUAGUAGCAGCACCCAGCGUUGUUCCGUUGCCAACGCCCAGUCAGUGGACGAAGUGAGCUCAGAGGUUGCUCGACAAGGCCAUCACUCACAACCGACGGACCAGGUGCUGCUGCGUUCCUCAGCAGCCGCCUCCGAGUGGUACGGCUUGGUGUCAAAUAGUCUACUUGACUUGCUGCGACAUAGACACAAUGAUUUACAAAUGGUAGGACUUUCUACUUGCUGUCUCCGUUCGUUAACCUUGGUGAGUCGGAUAGCUGCUGAAUGCCCAGUAGCGGUUUUCAAUUCAAAGGAUCUUCGAAAUCAAUUGGUGCUACAAAUCCGUCAUUUGUGGGAAGUUGCGGGGCUACUGACUCCUUCGAUCUUCGAUAGUGCGCAUGGGGCUUCCUGUGUAGAGAAGGAUCCCGUGUCCCCUCUGUCAAAUAGUUCAAGCUGCAACAAUCCGUUCAGGAAAGCCCUCAGCGGGCUUACGCAACGUCGGGUUUGUCUUUCUGCUAUCGAGGUAUUGGUGAAUCACCGGGAACCGGUAGUGAACACUUUCUUCGCACGAACGAUCACUCCUCAAAUAUUCCAAUGGAUUUGCGAUUUGUCUACUCGGGAUACGCCAUCCGGGUUAGUGGUUUCAGACAAACUUGAGGUGAAGAAGAACUCUCUGGUCGAUUGUUUCAACGCCGCGGUUGACAUCCUGGAGGCUCUAGUAAAUCUAUCAGACGCAUCCAAUCGGCAAGGCCUUCUCGCUAUUUUUGUCCCCCUUCUUUGUGGCUUGCUGUCUCCAGCACCGCCAAACAGACUUCUGCUAACUCGAUGGUCCGCCGCGUCCACUGUCACCGUAGAUUCGGCUGAACUCCGUUGCGGAUUACAUGUCAACGCGCUUCAACGUCUUGUAUCCAUAGCGCCCCUCUACCCGACUGACUUCCGUUCCGUGUUUAACGCUCUAGGUGAUCAUAAAUCUAGACUACAACUGGCGAUUAAAUCGUCCGCUGCCCUCCAAGACGGCCAUAUUCCGUAUGCGGUCAGUUCCUCAGAGGCAACGGGUCUGUCUAUUGGUCGCCCAGUCAUUCAGUUAAAGACAAACUUUAGCGGUUUUCUGCAAGAUGCCAUGUAG
Messenger RNA from Dicrocoelium dendriticum, 7776 nucleotides. Lineage: Eukaryota; Metazoa; Platyhelminthes; Trematoda; Plagiorchiida; Dicrocoeliidae. The record is from the annotation of a GenBank genome assembly.